This is a messenger RNA of Oryza brachyantha (malo sina), 2081 nucleotides long. RefSeq names its product plant UBX domain-containing protein 7. Gene Ontology annotation, biological process: proteasome-mediated ubiquitin-dependent protein catabolic process. The coding region runs from base 150 to 1556 and encodes 468 amino acids. The record is from RefSeq and is a predicted model, not a curated record. Gene Ontology annotation, molecular function: ubiquitin binding. Gene Ontology annotation, cellular component: nucleus. The transcript is spliced from 10 exons. Lineage: Eukaryota; Viridiplantae; Streptophyta; Magnoliopsida; Poales; Poaceae.
UCCUCCCCACGCACGUUUCCACUUCCUCCGUCCCCUUCCCCUCCCCCUCCCCCACCUCACCAAGGCUCCUCCUCGCCGUCCCACCCACCAACCAAACCCUACUAACCGCGCGCGCGAGAGAGAGGGAGGCGGGCGCGACUCUGCCCGCCAUGGCCGGCGCCCCCCCGACGGCCGCGGAGAGGGAGUCCCUCGUCUCCUCCUUCCUCGAGAUCGCCGCCGGCCAGACGCCCGAGACGGCCGCCCAGUUCCUCCAGAUGACGAGCUGGCAUCUGGAGGAGGCGCUGCAGCUGUUCUACAUCAACGGCGAGGCCGCCCUGGCGGCGCAUGCUGCCCCGUCGCCGGCGGCGGCGGCUGCUGCUGCGGCGGAAGCGGCGGCGGCGGCGGUGGCAGCAGCCGCUGAGGUGGAGGACGCGAUGAGGUUCGCUCCACCCCCGGCGGCUGCACUGGGUGAUGCAAUGGGUGAUGGAAUGCUGCAGGGACUUGAGGAGGAGGAUGUGCGUGCACCGCUGCCUGUGAAGCGGGAGACUCUCUAUGGCGAUGCCCCUGCGGUCGUCCAUCGGCCUAAUUCAACAGUUGCAUUUCGUAAUUUUGAAGAGGAGGCAAGGCAAUCUGCUGUUUGGGAUUCUGAGCAGAAUGCUGCAUCAAGUUCUCGUGAUAAUCUGGCUGCAUUGUAUCGUCCACCUUUUGCUUUGAUGUUCAAUGGACCCUUCGACAAGGCAAAGUUGGAGGCUUCCGUUCUUGACAAGUGGCUACUAAUCAAUUUACAAUCAACUGAGGAAUUCAGCUCUCAUAUGCUUAAUCGAGACACUUGGGCUAAUGAAGCUGUGGCUCAGACAAUUCGAUCGAACUUUAUUUUCUGGCAGGUUUACCACGACACAAGUGAGGGGAGAAAGGUAUGCACCUACUACAAUUUGGUCUCUGUUCCUGCUGUUCUUCUAAUUGACCCCAUCACUGGGCAAAAAAUGCGUGGUUGGAAUGGAAUGGUUCACCCAGACCGUUUGCUGGAGGAUUUGAUGCCUUACCUGGAUAAAGGUCCAAAGGAGCACCAUGCUGCUCAACCACAAAAACGGCCAAGAAAAGUUGAUCAUGAAACUUCUGCAGGCAAACAAGGUAAAACCCCUGUACCUGUGGCCGUAGAGGAUGAAGAUGAAGAGCUAGCACGGGCAGUGGCAGCUUCCCUUGAGGAAAGUAAAGGAGUUGAUGGUUCUGACGCUACUGAUGAAAAGACUGAACCGGAGGUAGAAAAUGAGCCUAGCCUAAGUGUUAAGCUGAACUAUCCUCCUCUCCCUGAAGAACCCAAAGGAAGUAGGGAGCUUCUGUGCAGAGUUGCAAUUCGACUACCUGAUGGUAGGAGGAUCCAGAGGAAUUUUCUUCACACGGAUCCUGUUAAGCUCCUGUGGUCAUUCUGCUAUCCUCAAGUGGAGGACGGCGGUAAGAAGGCUUUCCAUUUCGUACAGUUUAUUCCUGGGUCAUCCAAAAACCUGGACUACGAGAGUGAUAAAACGUUCAAGGAAGCCGGGUUGGCCAACUCGAUGAUCAACCUUUUGUGGGAUUAAGCCUACUUCAUCAACUUAUGUUAUUCCUUUAUGGGCUUCUGGUCAAGAACUCAAGAUGAUGAUCGAGUUAUUUCUGCGAGGGCGUAGUUUAUUGCCCUCUUAUUUUUUUCCCCCUUGGUGUUGCUUGGAGCCAAAUGACAAAUCUGGUAGCAGUUCUUCUUUGGUGUGCAAAUGCCCAUAUUCCUUUUGUAGUCGUUCCUAUGUUUAUAGAACUCGGAGUAGGAUUUACCAGUUCCUAUUUAAUGCAUAUAUAUUAUAGUCCAGCCAGGUACUAAACAGAUGCUGAUAAAUCUGGUUCUUCCUCUUUGGGUCUUUGUCAAAUGCUGAAACAGACGGUUACCACUAACUAAUGGUUCCAGUGGUAAUCCUUGAGCUUUACCUGGACGGGUGCAUCUUACUUUAUGGGAAAAGACAAGGGUGUCAUGGUUUUUGGUUGGUAGUUUGGUACUCUUGAGUUCUGUUUCCUUCAGGCAGAGGGCUCCAGUUAAUUGUGCCGAAGUAGUACUACUCUUCAUGAUCAGAGCU